Messenger RNA from Gamsiella multidivaricata, 2956 nucleotides. RefSeq lists its product as uncharacterized. The record is from RefSeq and is a predicted model, not a curated record. The coding region runs from base 256 to 2601 and encodes 781 amino acids. NCBI's taxonomy places the organism in Eukaryota, Fungi, Mortierellomycota, Mortierellomycetes, Mortierellales, Mortierellaceae. The transcript has 4 exons.
GAAGGAACCCUCCACUGCCCUGUACAGACCUUCCUUCUUACACUAACUGGUCCUCAGCGAGAAGAAGGAGGCGUGCUGUCGUUCUGUCCUUGCUUACUUUUUUUGUUUCCUAUUUCAACCUAUCCCUCUUCACACCUCUUCCUCCUCUUCCUUCUUUGCUCUCGCCCGGCCGACCCCUCCUCGUCCUGCUUUAUUUCCUUUGCCUAACAACCAACAUUCCUCGCAUCAGCAGCUACUACUUCCACAGCCAGAACCAUGGGCCAGAACCAAAGCAUAGAGGAGCCCUACCAUAGGCGGCACUACAAUGAGACCCACCCGCAGAUCAAGCGACAAAACUCUCUCUCCAUGUCCACUCCAAACCUCCUCCUCCAUCGUGACCAUAACCUCUCGCGCGGCAACACCUUUGCCAACAGCUCCAGGCUCUCCCUUCCCCGCCGGAUGUCUCUUACCCUCGGCUCGAGUGCUACAAUAGGUGGCGGCACAAACACCGGAGCUGUGGGUACUGGGAACCCAGCGCCGGUAUUACGGCUUUUGCCGAUCCAAAACGAACAUGUCUACUACGACGAAAGUGAUGAUUCGGGGGAGGAAGAUAUCCAUGGCGAAGAUAGUUAUCCUCCCAGCAAUCCUCAUCAUAAAGAACAACGUCGCCAUAUCACCGCGUCGCCCUCGUUCUUGGACGGUACCCUCCAUGUGAACUCACGACUAAACCGGUCUGACUCCUAUGAACAUCAUCCUCGAGACCGAGCGGAUUUCCAGAGGUCAAAGGACGAGGAGCAAGAGGACCUCUCCUAUCUCUCUCCACAGUCAGCUUCACACGGCCUCGAUCAGGACCGUCAACAAGGACUCGACCACGUCGGAGAUAACGUAAAGCGAUACCAGCUCUAUGAUCGGCCCGUCCCAGCAAAACUCCUUACCAAGGUCGACGAAUCCGAAAUCCAGGAUAUUACUGUUUCUCUCAGACCCCUGUUUUUGGAUGCCAUUCACGAGGUGGACGAAGAUCUGUUGGGUCACUCUAGGGGACCAAGCCAGGUCGCACAGGCCGAUCGUGAUACCUCGCGACUCGGACCACAUGUGAUACAACCAGUUCAGGAACGUAACGCGAGCUCUGCAGGUCAAAGGAACAAUGCAGAUAAUGAUACCCAGCCCUCGGUCGAAGACCUCUACGGUGAGGUGAAGACAGUUCUCGACCGGCGCAUCCAAGAAGCAGUGCAGCAGGUGGAGCUGCAACUUUCUGACCGUGUACAGCGAUUGGAGGAGCAAACGGGAUCCCUCUCAAUGAUGCAUCCGGACCCGGAACAGGAUCUGGACUCGCUGGAGACUUUGUCAUACCAUUCACGCGGCUCUGCAGCCCUAAGGAAGGAUAUGCUCUCCAAUGCCUCACAGAUCGUCGAGGAACUGGACGACCGUGUCAACCAGAUGGAGUACAUGGUCUCCUACAAGCUGGAUGAUAUCGAAUCCAAGGUUCAAGAACUGCACGAAGGACAGAACAACAUGGCCCAGACAAUAAGCGAGGUUGAAAUCCAGCAGGGCAGUGAGCAACAAUUGUCAGGAGACACGAUGAACGAACUUCAGCGGUAUCGACCCCCUAUGGGCAACGACGACAGCGAUCUUGAGGAUAUGGAUGACCGCAGAAACGCGACCGCACUUGUGGACAAGGCAACUGUCAUGGAAUUGCGUCAGGAACUUCAGGCCUUCGGUAUGCGUUACCACGAACUCAACGAUGGGCUUCUCACGGAUUUGAUGACCCAAAUGAAGGAAGCAAAGCUGAUGCUGUUCGAGACCGUGGACGAGGUUGACCAGCGUCUCGGAAGAAGAGUCGACCGGAUCGAGGCUGAGAUGCACGCGAAACUGUUGAGCGAUAUCGAGAACAGGAUCCAGGAGCGUGUCCGUGCCAUGGAACAGACUUCUGUUCGUCUUGAGCGGUGCUUCGAUAAGAUGGAAGGUCGUCUCGGAGCCUUGGAGACCGUCCUUGCCUCGAAGCGCUCACAUCCGGAAAACACGCAUCGAAUGCUGGAGCAAAAGGCUGCAUCAGAACCGCAACUGCAGCAGCUGCAGCAGCCGGCUUUAUCGAAUCGUAAUGAGUCCCCAGAGAGUCCGGUGCCGGACAGGGUAGAGAAAGCGACACCGCCACUCACAGCCACCAAAGCCAUCUUUAGGAGCAACCGCAGUACCUCAUCCUUACCUGCCGCGUCCGACAGCUCUGUUUCCUCAACCUAUCGCAACAAUACGGUACGUCCAGCAAGGAUCCAGACCUCUGCUUCCAUGAACUUUUACGGCACACCUCCACCACGGCCUGGCCCCCACUCUGCAGGCCCUAUGCCUACAGCCUCAAGGACAGAACAGCUAGCCUCGCAAGAUUCCUUGAGAACAUCAUCUGUUCCCGGAACCGGAACCGGUGAUCGCACACUAACCUCCCAUAGCUCAUUCCCGACAUCCGUCGGUUUGAUCGGACCCAGAUCUGCAGGACAUGUCUCGACUAGCACAAGAACAUCACCCACCAAGGGCAUUCGACGACCAUCCUCGUACAAGGAGUUGUUGCACUUUUGGAAGGCAGGCGGAAGCUCGCCAGAUCUGCUCAAGCAUGCCGAGUCCAAGGAUUGAUUCCCCCCUCCGCCCUUCCUUUUUGUAGAAUACCCCUCCAUCCAUACACAGUUCUAUACAAACAUAUCCAUAUAUACAAAUAAUGACAGAUAGUCUAGCUGGUUUGGAUCCUAUCCAUUAUCAUCCGGUAGCGAUCGGGCCUCAAUGGUACGUUGCAUAUAUUGCCAAGGCACCCAGAUUUAUUGAUACCGCAAAUGAUUUAUUGAAAAAAAGCCAUUUUACAGGCAGCAAAGUUAUGAACGAGGUGAGAAAAAGCUAUCCAUUGGCAAUGAAUGCCAGGACCGUCCCAUCCAAAUCAAGUAUAGAAAAAAAAGUGUAACGACUUUUUGAUAAAAGCAAAAAGCUUUCCCAAGAC